AUGUCGAUAGAUCCCCAAGAGUUCGUCCAACAAGCUAUCAAGGACGAUCCUAAGACAGUCCUGACCUUCCGACUGAGAACGAUUGAAACAAGCUGUUGUUCAAUUAUGUUUGCCUUUCCACACAUCUGUGCCCCCACUGAAGUCCAUAAGGCUGUGAUGGAUAUUCACUCUCACGCAAGUCAGUUGCAACAAGCAGACCUUCUAGAAGACCACGGCAAGGUUGUUCUUCAGGAGUACUGGAUUGACAAUGGUAAUCCAGAUCAACUCACAUAUUUUCGAGACCUAGGAAUUGUAUCACACUGGGCCCAAGGGAGCCUACCCGAUCCACGUGCACAAUGUCCUGCUGGUGCUUCAAUGGUAGGACAGAUUGCACACAAUGCAAGUCACAGUCUUGGUGUAUUAGAAUCAAUCUGGACAGAACAAGACCUUUGGAAGUACGUGAGGACUGCUGUUGUUUCUGCUGCUGAGCUGAUGAGGGACAGAGCCACAAAAGAAGCAGAUUCAUUACAGGACCAACAAGACAGACUUCACAAGUCUCUGCAGUAUCUUCAGGAACAUGGGCAGAAAGUGUCAAUUGGUCAGAAAACUCUUGUCAGUGUCCCUGAAAUGCCGGAAGGGACAUGUGACACUGAUCCUUCUGAUGAUGAGUCAGACAAUGAAUGGGUUAUGUUAUCCAAACCGGAGGAGACCUCUCGCUAUAGUCUGUAUGGAAGCUCGAUGCCGGUGAAGGAUUGA
Molecule: messenger RNA, 735 nt
Organism: Tremella mesenterica DSM 1558
Lineage: Eukaryota; Fungi; Basidiomycota; Tremellomycetes; Tremellales; Tremellaceae
Exons: 1
Coding region: 1-735 (244 amino acids)
Source: RefSeq, a predicted model, not a curated record